GCACUGUCCCCAAACAGUGCACCUGCCGGCGGUCCCAACCCAGCGGGAGAAGUGGACAUGAGGUUGGCAGAAGGGGAGAUCUCAUCAUGAGGGGUCAUGGGAUGGUUCCAGAGGUCACCAGCAUCUGAGGUAGGCCUGCCCCGUGUCUGUCCUGCCUCCAGGCCCGCUCCGCAUCGUGGCCCUAGUUGUCACUGUGGGUCUUACCUGGAUCAUAGUCAGCAUCCUCCUGGGUGGGCCUGGCAGUGGAUUUCCUCGCAUCCAGCAACUCUUCAACAGCCCAGAAAGCUCUGUGACUGCAGAUCUUAGGUGACACCAGGGCCAGGCCCAUGGGUCAUACCUGCUGUCCCUGCUCAGAACCACGGGCCAGGAAGUACAAGUGUGGCCUGCCCCAGCCAUGUCCUGAGGAGCACCUAGCCUUCCGCAUGGUCAGUGGGGCUGCCAAUGUCAUCGGACCCAAGAUCUGCCUCGAGGACAAGAUGCUCAUGAGCAGUGUCAAGGACAACGUGGGCCGUGGGCUGAACAUUGCCCUGGUGAAUGGGGUCAGCGGUGAGCUCAUUGAGGCCCGUGCCUUCGACAUGUGGGCUGGAGAUGUCAAUGAUCUGUUGAAGUUCAUUCGGCCACUACAUGAAGGUACCUUGGUGUUUGUGGCAUCCUAUGACGACCCAGCCACCAAGAUGAAUGAAGAGACCAGGAAGCUUUUCAGUGAGCUGGGCAGCAGGAAUGCCAAGGAGCUAGCUUUCCGCGACAGCUGGGUGUUUGUGGGGGCCAAGGGUGUGCAGAACAAGAGCCCUUUUGAGCAGCAUGUGAAGAACAGUAAGCACACCAACAAGUAUGAGGGCUGGCCUGAGGCGCUGGAGAUGGAAGGCUGCAUCCCGCGGAGAAGUGUGGCCAGCUAGCACAGCCAAUCACCAGGACCAGGCCGAGGGAGUCUGCAUGGUGCCAACACAGAGUCGAGGUCUUGCCCCAUGCCCAGGCAGGAGGCUCCCCAGCCCCAACACAUCAGGGCUCUGAGGCAGUGACCCCAAGAUGAUGGGGACUGUGGAGCUGGCCCAUCAUACUUUGUCAUAGGAGCCCAGGUACCCAUCUCCUUUUCCUAAAGCUGGUCCCAGUCAGCCCCCACUUUGCCCUUUCUUCCACUCAUGUCAUCUCCUUCCCAAUUCCCAAGUGCCCCUGGCUGCAAAGGCUCUAGGUGCCCAUUCUUCUCACUGUAGUAGCUACUUGGCAGGUUGGGGCAUCUUCCAGAACCUCUCCCUUCCAGACACACUCACUAUAUUGUGGUCCAAACUUGCUUACAGUGUGAUUGCUUUCAGUGAGCCAAAACUAGUAAGCACUUUCACAUGCCUGCCUGCCUCUAACCUCACUCUCAGCAGGAGAGAGGCCCUUAGAGCAGACUGGCCUUCGAUAGUGAGGUAGCCAGAGCCUGGUCACAGCCCCUAAUGCAGUACAUGGCAGUAUGCGGUUUGUCAGAGGGCCCACCUUCUAGAUGACCUCUUAAUAAAUUGAUGGCCCCCAAUGGAAUGAAAUGCA
Molecule: messenger RNA, 1527 nt
Organism: Marmota monax (woodchuck)
Lineage: Eukaryota; Metazoa; Chordata; Mammalia; Rodentia; Sciuridae
Gene: Fam3a
Product: FAM3 metabolism regulating signaling molecule A
Exons: 9
Coding region: 327-896 (189 amino acids)
Source: RefSeq, a predicted model, not a curated record